Molecule: messenger RNA, 2769 nt
Organism: Helicoverpa armigera (cotton bollworm)
Lineage: Eukaryota; Metazoa; Arthropoda; Insecta; Lepidoptera; Noctuidae
Product: alkylglycerol monooxygenase
Exons: 10
Coding region: 249-1619 (456 amino acids)
Biological process (GO): lipid biosynthetic process
Cellular component (GO): endoplasmic reticulum
Molecular function (GO): iron ion binding; glyceryl-ether monooxygenase activity
Source: RefSeq, a predicted model, not a curated record
CCUACUCAGUCCGACUGUUUGCAUUCGAUUCUUACCGCGAGUGCACGCUUGAUCGAUAUAGAUCGCAACACGUAACUCGUAUUCGUUUUCGUUCUCGAUAUUUUUGAUCCGGGGCCCGUAUCGGACAGUGGCGUUUUAGGGUUGGAACUUAAAAGUAGUGUGGGACUGAGUGCCUCGUUUUAUUGUGGUUUUAUAAUUUAUUCAGUGAGGACGUCUUUUUAUUUUUUUAUCCCUAGUUUAAGAGCAAAAUGGCGGACUUUUCCUUCGCCAACGCGACGGAGGAGAAUGGCUUCUCGGAGCUGGUGAGCGACCACCUGAAGGGCAUCGGCAGGAUGUUCUACCUCCACUCACCCAAAGAAACCAUGUUCGAAAGAAAGGAGGAUGUACCUAAUUUUUUUAGACAGUCAUGGCCAUACUUCUUCCUCUUCAUGAUCCUGGAACACAUAGUCCUGAGGCUAAAGGGCAUGCCAGGCAUCAGAUUAAACGAUGGUAUCACCAGUAUAUCACAUGGAAUUCUCCAGGAAUGUGGAAGGCUAGUAUGGCGUGGAGCAGAAUCCUUCGUUUACACAUGGAUAUACGCGAACUUCAGACUGGUAGACUUACCCUGGGACAGUGCGGUCACGUGGUACGCGGCAGCUCUGGGCGUGGAUUUCUGUUACUAUUGGAUGCACAGAGCUUGUCAUGAGGUCCACAUUCUAUGGGCACAGCAUCAAGUCCAUCACACGUCUGAGGACUUCAACAUGGGCGUCGGCAUCAGACAGUCUAUGCUGCAAGGAUGGUGUGGAUUUGUCUUCUACCUCCCACUGGCGCUGGUGAUUCCUCCAGCUCAAUUCGUGAUGCACCACCAGUUCAGUUACCUGUACAUGUUCUGGAUCCACACUGAGGCUAUCAAGAGUCUGGGACCUCUGGAGUACAUCCUGAACACUCCUAGCCAUCAUAGAGUGCACCAUGGCAGCAACAAGUACUGCUUAGACGUAAACUACGGCGGCGUGCUCAUCAUCUGGGAUCGUCUCUUCGGCACCUUCAGACCUGAGACCGAUAAGGUUGAGAUCGUAUACGGCCUCAUUUACAACCAGCCUUCCUUCAACCCUCUUUACUUGCAGGCGUUCUACAACAACUACGUAGUUGAGAAGUUCCGUUCAUUCGACACAUGGGAGAACAAGCUGAAGGCAGUCUUCUGGGGUCCCAGCUGGGAGCCAGGCACGGCCAGAUUGGGUGACGAGGAUAUGAAAGUUGAUGUUGAAAACAGAGAUAAGUACGACGUGCAGCUACCCGCCUGGUGCAACUGCUACCUCGUGGCUCAUUACACUAUUGUGCUCUAUGGGUUCUUCGAGCUGGCUUCCAGAUAUAUGGGCAUGACACCAAUCUCAGUGCUAAUCUUCGUCCUGUACGUGAUUGCUUCUCUCACCAUCAUCGGAAUGUUGUUCGACAACUCCAAGCACGCCCCUCUCUUGGAGGUCAUCCGCUGUUCAGCCCUCGCCUUCCUCACCAGGAGUGUGACCAUCACCAGCCCCGGCUUCGCCACAGCACUCCAAACCUUCUACGUAGCAUCAGCUAUGUUCUGGUGCCUUAACAUCCUCAAAUUCUUAGAAAUCAAGAAGACGAAGAAGGUCGAAUAAGUUUUCACGACUGAUUUUUUUUUUCGUGUUUGAUUGCCGGAAUGACGUUUGCUAUGAAAUGGUAGAUGAUGUGUGCAGGAAUUGAACUAGUGUAAUUUUUUUUAAGUCCAAGUCCUAUUUUUUCUUUGGGUUUAAAUGAUUCCUGUUUCGUCGUCUUGUAGAAUGCUUGACUUAGGAAAUGUUAGAUAAGUGCCUAAGAAUGUACAAAAAUGAACAGAUUAAGCCAAGUUUUGCCUUAGUAGUGAUAAUUCAAGGGUUUAUAUGAACAUUGUAUAGUAUAUUGUUGUAAAUUGCUUCAGCGGAAUUCUCAUUUCGCGUAUGCAUGUUAAAGGAAUUCCUGAAAUUAGUUAAGCAAAAUAAUGGCCAGAAAUUGAUGUUUUAUGCUAUGGAAUUAUUUCUUAGUUAUUUCAAUUAAAAUAGCUACAAUUUUAUUAUUCUAUUAAACUUUAAAAUUUCGUGAGAUGAAGUUUACUGCCAUUGUUUUAAUUGUUAUUUAUUUGGCAUAGUAAGGCAUACCCGAUAUAAUUAUAUCUUUAUGUCUAUACUAAAAACCUACCGCUAUUUUUGUUUUAGUAUGAAAGCAUAAUACUGUUUGGGUAGGCUGUAUCUUUUCUCUUGUACUUUUAAUUUUUUUAUCAGUGUCACUCUGAAGUAUAAAAAAACACCAUACGGUAUUAACACAAUAGAAGGUUUUUAAAUGAAAUAUAUUAUCUGAUUACGUCUUUAGCCUAAACGAAAUGUAGACACAUUUUCAUAAACUAAACAACGAAAUUAUGAUAAACCAUAAUUAGUUAAUGCAAUAAUUAUUAUAAAAUGUAAAUUAAAUACUUGACCUGUAGUCAUAUUUGUACAAUAAAAUACAUAAUAAGUUUACGUAAAGUUAAUUAUAAAAAACACACUUUAUAUUUUUACGAAAAUACACCAAAUAAAUAGAAUUUUUAAGGUAAUUAUAGCUUAAUUAAGAUAAAUAAUAUUAUAAUUAUUCUUUGAGUGUACAGCUGGAUUGUAUGAGAAUAAUUUAUAAUUGAAUGAAUUAUUUCAAGUCGCCCUAGCAUUUGUAUAGCUUAUAAAUUAUUAAUAAUUAUGUUGAUCAAAGUAAAUAUUGAUAACUUAUUUGUUACGAUUUUAUUGAAUACAACUUUUUUAGCAA